GGGAGGGAGAAAGGCGUGCCGUCACGUGACUCCGGCGAGCGGCGGCUGAAGCCGGGAGCGGAGCGGGUGUGGGGCGUGACGCUCCCGUCGAAGUUCCCAGGCUCCUGCCUGGCUUCGGGAGGCCGCAGCUGGCGCGAGCGGGCGGCCCCCAGCGCUCGCGCCCCAGUCAGGUCUGGGGAUGCUCCAGCUGCUGUCCAGAGCCCUGGCCUACUUCUGGAGACGGGCAGAAGGGGCGGGACCCGGAGAGCAGCGGCCGGCGGCCACAGAUGAUAAAGAGUUAAAAACCGUACAAGGAGUAGUGACAAGAUUUUGCCAUGAUUAUGGGAUGAUAGAUGACUUGAUUUGCUUCACAAGUGAUGCUGUGAUGAGCGGUGUGCCACUGAACGUUGGACAGAAAGUCAUUGCUGUUGUUGAAGAGGAUAAAACAUCUAAUGGAUUGAAGGCGAUUAGUGUAGAAGCUGUCUCAGACAAAUGGGAAAACGAUAGCAGUCCUACUUACAACUCUUCUGAAUUAAAAACUAAAAUGUUAAUUGGCAAUAUUACAUCUCUUACUGAAGAUGGUGGCUAUAUUAAUAAGACAACUUCUUUCUCCAUGGCCCAGGUUUGUGAAGGCUUUGAACCUUGUACAGGUGACUGGGUGCAAGCUGAAUAUUUUAUUAACACAACAACAUGGAGCAGUGAAGCAGUUUCUGUAAAGCCACUGAGAUAUAAGCGAGUGGACAAAGUUCGUAUUUCCAGUGUUUGUGGAAGAAUUGGCGUAGUAGAUGACAGUAUAUUUUUCAUUCUGGAUUAUCUGAGACUUCCUGAUGGUUAUUCACCUCGUAGACAUGACCUGGUCAAUGUGGUGGUUGUGGAGAGUAACCAGUCAUGUUACAUUUGGAGAGCACUCUGCAUGGCUCCCUCAGACAAGAAUGGACUAUCUGCCACUAGUGAAAUGAACUUGGAUGAGUCAUAUGAAAAUUUAAUGAGAGACAAAGGAGGACUGGAGGUGUCAAGAAUGACUAACUUUGGAACACUUAAGCUGGGGGAGAGUAAAAACAUGGUCAUUUGGAUAGAGAAUAAGGGAAAUGUACCACAUUCCUUAAUCAGCUGCAGACUAGCUGGCUGGGAAAAAGCGAAGCAGUUCAGCUUUCAGUUGCCCGAAAAAUGCCAGAAGACUCCAACAGCAUUUUUGUCAUCAUCUGUUCCUGUGAAACAAGAGAAUUUGUCAAAAGAGAGCAUCAGUUCACUCAGUGACAGUAGAGAACCUAUGUGCCAGCCAUUGAAUAAUGCAUUUGUUACGAAUAAUGGAACCCCACCAGAUGGAAUUAAUCCUAAGGAUCCAGAUUUAGCAAGAGAGAAUGAAGAUCUUGGUAGCAGAGAAAAUGAAAAUCUGUGCAGUGGAGAAAAUGGACAAAAUGUGGAAGAACAGCCAACAGUUGAGACACAAGCUAGUGGGGAAAUCCUCAUACCGCCUGAUGGAAAGACUUCCAUUGUGAUCAUAUGCACCGCAGUAAACCCUGGCCACUGCAAAGAACUUCUGUUGCUUUGUUUUUCUGAUUUUAUUAUUGGACGUUACAUUGAAGUAACUGUAAUAAAUGAAGAGGAAUCUCUAAUAGCAGCCACUGAACCAUUUUCACUAAGAAAGCAUAAAGUUAUUCCGGAGUUACAGCACAUGAAGACUACAGUGGCUGUAACAGAACACAAAAGAAGUUGUAGAAGACAUCUUCCAAGUUUCCUACCACAGUAUCCCAUACCGGAUAGAUUAAGAAAAUGUGUGGAGCGGAAAUUGGACAUACUGACUUUUCAACCUCUCCUUGCAGAGCGACUGAAUCUGUCUAACUAUAAAGCAAACCUUUCUACCCUGCUCUGGCUUGAGGAGAUCCAUGCUGAAAUGGAGAUCAAAGAAUUUAGCAUGAGUGGAGUUAUUUUGAAAAAGAAUGGAAACUUCUUGGUGCUGGAAGUGCCAGGGUUGGCAGAGGGAAGACCUUCCUUAUAUGCAGGCGACAAAGUGAUAUUAAAAAGUCAAGACUACUCUGAGCAUAUAAUAGAGUACAUUGCUUAUGUUACUGAGAUUCACGAUGAAGAUGCUACUCUGAGACUUAACCCAGAGUUUGAACAGGUUUACAACUUUGAACCCAUGGAUGUAGAAUUUGCAUUGAAUAGGACUAACAGCAGGCGAUGCCAGUUUGCAGUUGAACAAGGCAUCUAUCUGGGUGAAAAAGUGUUAUUUCCAGAUACUCUGGUUUUACAAUCCCCACAAGUUGUCAAGACUUGGAAUAAUAUGGGAUGUCGUACUGUUGCUGAUGAUCAUGAACAGUAUACCAAGAAGAAAGACAUGUGCUCUUUUCAGAAAAAGAAAAUGCAAAAUGAGCAAACAAAAUGCAUGGUACCAAAGGAGAGAAACAUAGUGGCUGUGCCUCGAAUGGUGACUGUUGCUACACAGACAAGUAAACUGAAGCAUAUGUGUGGGCUUGAUGUAGAGUUCACUGGAGUGAGGUUCUUUGGCCUGCGUUAUGUAGGAGUCAAUGGAAUCAUGACACCUGAACAGAGAGACUGUGAAUUUUUCAAUCCUGUGCUGAAUGAACAUCAGAAACUAGCAGUGAAGAGGAUACUUAGUGGUGAAUGUCGUCCAACUCCGUAUGUUCUCUUUGGACCACCGGGAACUGGAAAAACUGUAACAAUGAUAGAAGCUAUCUUACAGGUACAUUAUACUUUACCAGACAGUCGAAUUUUGGUCUGUGCACCAUCGAACAGUGCAACGGAUUUAGUUUGCUUACGACUGCAUGAUAGUAACUUCCUAAAACCAGGAGCUAUGGUCAGAGUUAAUGCUAGCAGCAGGUGUGAAGAGACAAUCAGUGAUACAGUAAAACUUUACUGCAAAGAUGGUGAAGAUAUUUGGAAAGCAUCACGGUUCAGGAUAAUAAUUACCACCUGUAGCAGUGCAGGAAUGUUUUAUCAAAUAGGAGUAAGGCUUGGGCAUUUCACACACGUAUUUGUGGAUGAAGCAGGACAGGCAAGUGAACCAGAAUGCUUGAUUCCACUGGGGUUGAUUUCAGAAGUUAAUGGACAGAUAGUGCUUGCUGGAGAUCCAAUGCAAUUAGGACCAGUAAUAAAAUCUACACUUGCAGUGGCUUAUGGAUUAAAUAUAUCCAUGCUGGAAAGACUAAUGUCACGAUCUCUGUAUCAGAGAAAUGAGGAUACUUUUGGUGCUUAUGGAUCGUACAAUCCUCUGUUGGUUACAAAGCUUUUGAAGAAUUACAGAUCACAUUCUACAUUGCUUGCGUUGCCAUCUAAACUGUUUUAUCAUAAAGAGCUGGAAGUUUGUGCAGACUCUUCAGUAGUAACUUCUUUGUUGGGUUGGGAAAAAUUACCGAGGAAGGGGUUUCCACUAAUUUUUCAUGGCAUGAGGGGCACUGAAACACGUGAAGGACACAACCCCUCUUGGUUUAAUCCUACAGAAGCAGUUCAAGUAAUGCGUUAUUGUUGCCUUCUUGCGAAACACGUUAACAAUGCAGUGUCAAUGACUGAUAUUGGGGUGAUUACACCAUAUCGUAAACAGGUAGAAAAAAUUAGGUUUCUUCUGCGAAACGUUGAUUUGAUGGAUAUUAAAGUUGGUUCUGUAGAGGCGUUUCAAGGGCAGGAGUACUUGGUGAUCAUCCUAUCGACAGUACGAUCAAAUGAGGGCUCAUUUGAUGAUGAUAGAUACUACUUGGGAUUUGUCUCUAAUGCAAAACGAUUUAAUGUGGCAAUUACCAGACCAAAGGCUUUGCUUAUUGUGGUGGGAAAUCCUCAUGUUCUUGUAAAAGAUCCCUGUUUCAGUGCUCUUUUGGAAUACAGCCUAGAAAAUGGAGUUUAUGUAGGUUGUGAUUUGCCUUCUGAAUUGAAAUCUCUGCAACAAUACGACUAGCUUCCAGUGCUCAGGGCAUGGCCAGAAGACUUUUCCAUCUGAAAGUUAAUAUGUGAUAAGCAUUGGAUUCAAAACAGAAGCUCAGGACCUCUAGUUUCAGCAUUGUUUUCUAAGUAGUUUGUAUUCCUAAACUUGAGGGGAUUUUUUUAAUUUAACUACAAACAACUUUAAGUUCAAAAUCCUACGUAUCAAGGUAAAGUUGCUAUGCCAACUUAAGUCUUAAUUGUUGUACCAAAACAGUAUAAAUACCUAAAGUUUAUGCAUACUGUGAUGGACCAUUACCCUGUUGGCUUCUCAAAAUAGAAGCUAAAAAGAACCAGGAACUAAUGUUGAAUUUUUCCCAUCUUCCGUUUAAUUUUGUAUCUGUAAUAUUCUACGAUUUUGUAAUGUCUCUUAUUCAUUGCCCAGCAAAUCCUCUGAGUUCAUGUAGUAUCAGUUUCUGUUCAGACCCAGGCAAGUAUUUCAAUCCAGGCUUCUGACAAAGCUUUAUAGCAAAAUUAAUAGUUUUUGCAGUGUUUCAAGCAUUUCUUUUUCUUCUUCUUCCCCUCUCUUUAGUCUCUGGCAUUUUUCUCUGAAGAAAGCUAUGGUUUCCAAAAAGCUUUUUUCCUUGCUCUCACCUGUUGUAACGUAUCUGUAGCUUUUGAAGGUGACUUAGCCUCUUAGGGCUGAACUGCCACAAAAACCUAUAAUAGAGCUACCAUAUUUAUGAAACUCGUAGCUUGUGCUGCACUUGGGCUUUGUCCAGGUUCUCAUUAUAGCGAGAGAAAGGAAGUAGUGACAAGGCAUUAAAUUUUAGGCAACGUCUAACUGUUUUUUUUAAUGCAGCCAAUAAUCUCAUGCAAGCAGAUAACCUAGAUGGUUUCUAAUGCACUUUCACAAAAAGGAUCAGCUUAAUGAUUUGGGACUAGGAAAUUAGAAUUUAGUUUGGAAGAUGUUAUCUAAAGAUUACAAGGGUUACUUAGAGUUAAAAGUCACACACACUACAGUAGAGGUGGAAAAACACUGCAGCAAUUACUCCAACAAACAAACUAUAUUUUUUUGUUUUGGAAAAACAGUGUUCAGCAAAGCCAUCCCUAUGAGAAUGGCCUGCAUUAAGUAUUCUCUUGGCUUAUUUUCCUGUAUAAGUGAGAUAAAGAGUGUUUGUUUAGAAAUUUACUGAGUAAUGUUUAAAUAAUAAAGCAUAGUGUACAAAAAUAA
Mauremys reevesii (Reeves's turtle) is the source of this 5086-nucleotide messenger RNA. It is a transcript of the gene MOV10L1, whose product is annotated as Mov10 like RISC complex RNA helicase 1. The record is from RefSeq and is a predicted model, not a curated record. The transcript is spliced from 28 exons. NCBI's taxonomy places the organism in Eukaryota, Metazoa, Chordata, Testudines, Geoemydidae. Bases 179 to 3889 code for a protein of 1236 amino acids. Gene Ontology annotation, molecular function: helicase activity.